AGGUAGAUGUGUCAGUUUGAUGCGGAGUAGUGGAGGUAAAAGACUAAACAACCCUAAGAAAGUCCUCUGUUGCAAUGUGACUUUCUUGGACGAUGCUGUAGCUACUUACGAGGUUCCUAAAGAUGCGAAGGGGAGUGUGUUGUACCAGAGUGUAGUGAGGUCGCUGGAUUUGAACUUGGAGUGUAAAUAUUUUGGGCUGCUCUUUACUGACGAUUAUAACUUUCCUCUAUGGCUCGACCAUGACAAAAAGAUAAGAAGUCAGCUGAAGAGUGAACCACCCUACAAGUUUGAGUUUAGAGUCAAGUAUUACGUGUCUGAACCGGGCUGCAUGUUAACAGAGGAACUAACUAGAUAUCAGUUUGUUCUGCAACUCAAACAAGACAUGUUCCAUCAGAGACUCUCUUGCACCUUCAGAACACUAGCCUUGCUAGCUUCCUUUAUUGUACAGUCAGAGCUGGGAGACUACGAUCCUAAGAUACACAAAGUUGGAUACCUCAGAGAGUUCAAAUUCGUUCCUAACCAGCCAUCUGAUCUAGAGAGUGAGAUAAAGGAGCUGCACGCAAUGCACCUGGGUCUAACACCUGAGGAAGUAGAGCUGAAGUAUUUGGAGAAAGCUAAGUGGUUAACAGCGUAUGGAGUGGACAUGAGGAGCGUGAAGGAUUGUCAUGGGCUUCAACUUAAACUAGGUAUAGCACCGUCUGGUAUCCAGGUUUAUCAAGGCGGUUCUCUUCUCAACACUUUUGAGUGGCCUCGUGUCACUAAACUUAAAUUUCACCAGAAGAAAUUCCUUAUAAAAGUGCAGCCAAAAGAACCCGGAUCACGUGAGCAAGAACACUCCUUUAUAAUAGAGAGAACAAAACACUGCAAAGCUCUGUGGAAGAUCUGUAUUGAACACCACGACUUCUACAAGAGUUUACCUCCAAUUGACAGAAACGCUACUCUUCACAGGUCUACUAGUCAGAAGUCACAUAGAAAUGGAACACAGAGCCGUGCUAAUAUCCCGAUAGAGACCCCGCGAGAGCGAGCAGACCAAACACCGCGUGAUCGAGGAGACUCUCACCACACACCGCGAGGAGACUCUCACCACACACCGCGAGGAGACUCUCACCACACACCGCGAGGAGACUCUCACCACACACCGCGAGGAGACUCUCACCACACACCGCGAGGAGACUCUCACCACACACCGCGCAUUCACCGCUCUCAGCCCAACACUCCACAUCGCAACACUGACGCUGCUCCACGCAACACGACCACUCCUUCCAGGCCACAACACGUGCCACGUGUACCAGACUACUCCCGCAAAGCUGAGCCGCGCGCUCCUGAGUACACACGUGCAGCACCAGACACUCGCCCACGUGCAGCACCAGACACUCGCCCACGUGCAGCACCAGACAUUCGCCCACGUGCUGACUACUACAACUCCCUGCCGCGGAAGCGCCAUGACUACCCCGGGGACACGAACAGAUACAAUGAGACGGGAUACUACGAUAAGAAUAUAACUAACUACAAUAACCAUAGUAACGGAGCACUUAACAAGCGCUCUAAGUCUAUAGGAGCAGGAGAUGUGCUGGAUCUAGACUACCCUGAAAAACAGCGUCCUUACUCUGGGACCAACUAUCGUACGGACUAUCGGGACUAUAAUUACGGAGCUUCUAACGAGGCUUUUAGAACCUUCUUUACAGACACAGUGCUACAAAACAAGACUCAAUACCACAGCAGUGUAGGUAAAUCCUGGGCUAACAAUGUUAACUAUGCGGCACAGCCCCCAACAAACGGGUCUAAGAGCACACCUGAUGUCAGAUUAGCUGCUUCACAGCCUGCCUUCAUGACCUCCUCUGCUAUGAGACAGGCCAACUUUCUCAUGACCACUGAACUGUAGUCACGUGGUGUUGUGCUGACGUCACGUGGUGUUGUGCUGACGUCACAUGGAGUUGUGCUGACGUCACGUGGAGUUGUGCUGACGUCACGUGGAGUUGUGCUGACGUCACGUGGAGUUGUGCUGACGUCACGUGGUGUUGUGCUGACGUCACGUGGUGUUGUGCUGACGUCACGUGGUGUUGUGCUGACGUCACGUGGUGUUGUGCUGACGUCACGUGGAGUUGUGCUGACGUCACGUGGAGUUGUGCUGACGUCACGUGGAGUUGUGCUGACGUCACGUGGAGUUGUGCUGACGUCACGUGGUGUUGUGCUGACGUCACGUGGUGUUGUGCUGACGUCACGUGGAGUUGUGCUGACGUCACGUGGAGUUGUGCUGACGUCACGUGGUGUUGUGCUGACGUCACGUGGUGUUGUGCUGACGUCACGUGGAGUUGUGCUGACGUCACGUGGUGUUGUGCUGACGUCACGUGGUGUUUUCAUGAUGACACUUGGUGUCAUGAUGUUGCAGGAUAGCUGAUAUUUAAUUUAAAGUUCAGAAUAUUGGAAGACGUUUCUAAUGUUUAUGUUUUAGAGCUAAAAACUCUGGUUUAUUAGAUUUAUUAUUUGACAUUGCUGAGUUGGGUUUUUAAGGUUUAAUCACGUGACAUACUAUCAACUUAAUCGAUUAACACUAUUAAUUAAUUAAUACUAUUAAUUAAUUAACACUAUCGGUCAAUUCGCACUAUUCAUCAGAGAAUUUUAUACGAAUGAUUACUUUAGACAUAUUAUUCGUGACUGUAGGGUAUUUUACUCAAAUUAUUUCACAUACAUGUUGACAGUAUAAUCAUUAUGAUUGUUUAUAUUUGUACAUGAUUAUCAGUAACUUUAAUUCAGUUGUUCUAUGACAGAGAAUAUGACAUUUUGUUGACAUAAGCAGUUUAUACAAAAGUUUAGUUC
Molecule: messenger RNA, 2817 nt
Organism: Bolinopsis microptera
Lineage: Eukaryota; Metazoa; Ctenophora; Tentaculata; Lobata; Bolinopsidae
Product: FERM domain-containing protein 5-like
Exons: 8
Coding region: 20-1882 (620 amino acids)
Cellular component (GO): cytoskeleton
Molecular function (GO): cytoskeletal protein binding
Source: RefSeq, a predicted model, not a curated record